Messenger RNA from Phacochoerus africanus (Common warthog), 564 nucleotides. It is a transcript of the gene BLOC1S1, whose product is annotated as biogenesis of lysosomal organelles complex 1 subunit 1. Gene Ontology annotation, biological process: endosomal transport. Gene Ontology annotation, cellular component: BLOC-1 complex. NCBI's taxonomy places the organism in Eukaryota, Metazoa, Chordata, Mammalia, Artiodactyla, Suidae. The transcript has 4 exons. The record is from RefSeq and is a predicted model, not a curated record. The coding region runs from base 111 to 488 and encodes 125 amino acids.
CACGUGACACUGCGGCCACGUGACCCGGGCCCCGCGGGAGCAGAGCGGCGCGUUCCAGCUCCGGGAGCCGGAGGGAGCUGGGCGCGCCCUACCCCCAGCCCACUGCGACCAUGCUGUCCCGCCUGCUGAAAGAACACCAGGCCAAGCAGAAUGAACGCAAGGAGCUGCAGGAGAAGAGGAGGCGAGAGGCUAUCACUGCAGCGACCUGCCUGACAGAAGCUUUGGUGGAUCACCUCAAUGUGGGCGUGGCCCAGGCCUACAUGAACCAGAGGAAGCUGGACCACGAGGUGAAGACCCUGCAGGUCCAGGCUGCCCAGUUUGCCAAGCAGACAGGCCAGUGGAUCGGGAUGGUGGAGAACUUCAACCAGGCACUCAAGGAAAUCGGGGAUGUGGAGAACUGGGCUCGGAGCAUCGAGCUGGACAUGCGCACCAUUGCCACCGCGCUGGAAUAUGUCUACAAAGGGCAGCUGCAGUCGGCCCCCUCCUAGCCACACUGCCCCCCCUGCCCCCAUCCCGCCUUCCCUCCCCCAGGAGGCCAGGCCACAAAUAAAACACAAGCCUCCA